Molecule: messenger RNA, 1179 nt
Organism: Nerophis lumbriciformis (worm pipefish)
Lineage: Eukaryota; Metazoa; Chordata; Actinopteri; Syngnathiformes; Syngnathidae
Source: RefSeq, a predicted model, not a curated record
AUGAAGAAAGGCGACCCCAAGCAAAGCGACCCCAGGAGACCCUCUGCUCCCGUGCCCGCCUUGGUGGGUCACAAAACCCGACCACAACCUCAAGCCAAGACCCAGAACCAGCACCACUUGGAGGUCCACCGUGGCGAGCCCCCGAGAAGACCAAAGAAAAGAUGGGAGGUAUUCCCAGGGAAAAAUCGCUUCUUCUGCGAUGGACGCCUAAUAACGGCCCCCCAGAGUGGUAUGCUACCCCUUACCCUGGGGCUCAUCUUGGUAACCGGCGGAUUAUUCUUCAUAUUCGACUGUCCUUUUCUGGUUGAAAACCUGACGAGCUGCAUACCCGUCAUCGGAGGAAUCCUUUUUACGUUCGUGAUCGUCACGCUGCUUCAGACCACCUUUUCGGACCCCGGCAUUCUGCCUCGAGCGACGCCAGAUGAGGCGAUUGACAUUGAGAAGCAGAUCGACAAUGCUGGUAACGCCACCUACCGCCCCCCGCCACGCACCAAGGAGGUCCUCAUUAACCAGCAGGUGGUCAAACUCAAGUACUGCUUUACCUGCAAGAUGUUCCGGCCGCCGCGCACCUCCCACUGCAGCCUUUGCGACAACUGUGUGGAACGAUUUGACCAUCACUGUCCCUGGGUGGGCAACUGCGUGGGAAAACGCAACUAUCGUGUCUUCUAUGCAUUCAUCGUGUCUCUGUCCUUUCUGACGGCGUUCGUCUUUUGUUGCGUGGUGACACAUCUGGCACUGAGAUCUAAUGAUGGGAAAAGCCUGGUUUUUGCUCUCCAAGAAAGUCCUGGGAGCGCCGUGGAGCUGUUUAUUUGUUUCUUCGCAGUCUGGUGCAUCGUGGGCCUCUCAGGCUUUCAUACGUACCUUGUUGCGACCAACCUUACCACCAAUGAAGAUAUUAAAGGUACUUGGUCAGGGAAGAGCGGCGCAGACGUCACCAACCCAUUCAGUCACAGAAACAUCUUCGACAACUGUGUAUCAAUCCUGUGUGAGCCCAUGCCACCCAGUUUGAUCAACAGUCGAGGCCUCACGCAGGCGGAUUCUGCCAUGGCCAUCGAACUGCCCGUCACGGCUGCCAAAAGUGGCAUGAAUGCGAUAUGUGAUAGUCCUGCAGACGAGUGGAAAUGCCGGCGGGAACCACCAAAGGGCCGCAGCCCUUCCCCAGCCAAUCGGAGGGAGUGA